Didymosphaeria variabile is the source of this 843-nucleotide messenger RNA. RefSeq lists its product as uncharacterized. The coding region runs from base 1 to 843 and encodes 280 amino acids. The record is from RefSeq and is a predicted model, not a curated record. Gene Ontology annotation, molecular function: monooxygenase activity; oxidoreductase activity, acting on paired donors, with incorporation or reduction of molecular oxygen; iron ion binding. The transcript is spliced from 2 exons. NCBI's taxonomy places the organism in Eukaryota, Fungi, Ascomycota, Dothideomycetes, Pleosporales, Didymosphaeriaceae.
AUGGGGUCUGAUCCACCUCCGCACUACGUGAACUUGAUGGAGUAUCUACAUCCUGUAUUCGCGCUUGACCGCGAAGUACCUCGACUGAUGUGGCUCCUGCGUCUCAUUCCUUUCAAACCGCUCCGAGAUAUAUGCGGGGUCGUGGAUUACAUCUAUGGAUACGGCGACGCUCGGCUGCGCGAUUCUAUCGCCCGGUUCGGCCGGCAGUCACGUCGACGAGACCUCCUUACCAAACUGAUUACAGGCGAUUCUGAGAAAGGAGUUGAGCCUCUUAGCGAUGAGGAAAUAUCCGUUGAAGUCAGCCACUUCAUAUACGCGGCUACAGACACCACGGCGGCGGUCAUGACGUACUUCUUGUACGAGAUGGCCGCGAAUUCAGAGUGGCAGACGCGGUUCCGGAAAGAAUUAGCAGCCGAAAAUAUGAAAAGUAGAGGAUGUCCGUACUCGAUCACGAUCUCAACGCCUGCAUUUACCAUCCAGCGCAACCAGGAAGCCUUUCCCAACCCGGACUCUUUUGAUCCGGGCCGCUGGCUCUCUACCGCGGGAACCAUUUCGCCCACUGAAAGCUCAUCGGGUCAUCAUGCAGCGUACACAUUCGCACCCUCACCCCUCAUGCAAGCGCAUAUGCUAGUCUGGGGAGGCGGCGAGCAUGUCUGCGCGGGACAGAAUAUGGCUAUGAUGGAGAUCAAGAUCAUGGCGGCAAGGGUACUGAGCCAGUUCGUGAUUAGAGUUGCGAGCGCGCAGACGCACAAGGAUAUGGAGAUGCGGGAUCACUUCGUCCUCGAGCCGAGAGGCGGGAAGGGCUUGUUCGUGUUUGAGCGCGUUAAUGGGAAAGAUGAAUGA